AUGGAAGAGAACCUGGAGGGAUCCUUGGGAUAUGAAGACAGCCAGAAUGACAAGAAAGCCGAAGGGGAUGAGGAGAUGGCAGAUGAUGAGACUGAAGACACAGCAGCUGACCAGUCUCCCCAGAGACGAUUUAGCCAGUCAGAACACACCAGAGAUGUUAGUCGUGAUAGUCAGUCAUCCCAAAAGACUGAUCAGAGAAACUCUGUGCAGAUGAGCAGUGGGACAUCUACCAGGCAAGUUCAUGGUGUAGAGCCCGGAGAGUCUAGCCGCCAGAUGUCUGCUCAGCUUGAAGAAAAAACUGUUCAACGCAGAUCAUUGGAAACGGAGGAAAGGAGAGCUUCUAAACAGAGCUACUCUCCUUUGCCUUCCCAACUGUCUAAUGAAGUUAGUAAACGGAAAAAAAGUAGUAUGGUUGACCAAAGGACUGCUGAGCAGAUAAGAAGAUUGUCGAGCCUCGUUCAACCAAAACCUCAACAAGAAAUUGACUCUGGAUUGCUUGACCAAACUGGCGGAGAAACAUUAGCAAAUACUCUACACAAAACGAAUGAAGAGAGUGAACUAGCUGCUGACCAAGUAGAUCAUCCUGACUUCAGUGAACAGGACACUGAAUCCAUGAUUCCAAAAAGAGAAAACUACCCAGAAGAACUCGAUUCUGAAUAUAAAAGACUUUAUAGCUUACUAAACAGCUCAUUUGCCAUUCUUGGAGACGAAGAGGCACAAGAAGAUUCUUUUCAGACAUCCUGCAAAUUUGACCUUAGUCAAAUAAAAGAGAAAAUUUCCCAAACUUCAGUUUCAAGUGAAUCUGAUACUGAAAGUCUACCCAAUCUGCAAUCAUUCACAUUAUACGAUCCCCAAAACACCAGUAUUUUACAAGUUAAAGAUGAAUCCCUUAACCAAACACUCCCUUCUACCUCAAGCACGUUGGACUAUAUACGCAGUAAAGAGAAAUCUCUAAAUGUAUCCUACUCUGAUGAACAUUUAAAUGAUGAAAUGAGUUUUUUUCGACGGCGGUUCCCUUCUUUACUAUACGAAGAUCCUUAUGAAGUUUCAGUACGCUACAUGGAGAAACACAAUAUUCUGCAAAUAUUCCAGCAGAUCACUGAGAACUUGGUGUAUGAAAAGCCCGAGGACCCCCUGAGUUUUAUGCUGUCUCAGGUAUGA
Sorex fumeus (smoky shrew) is the source of this 1161-nucleotide messenger RNA. It is a transcript of the gene TEX55, whose product is annotated as testis expressed 55. The transcript is spliced from 3 exons. Gene Ontology annotation, cellular component: nucleus. The coding region runs from base 1 to 1161 and encodes 386 amino acids. The record is from RefSeq and is a predicted model, not a curated record. Lineage: Eukaryota; Metazoa; Chordata; Mammalia; Eulipotyphla; Soricidae.